AUGCAUUUCCUUACGCCUGUAUUCAUGCUGGCGUACACCUUAUUGCUUAAUGUUUCCUGUCUCUAUGGUUGGUUUUUUGAAAAAUACGAAGACGAAUGUCCAGAUCGGGAUGGCGCUCAUCAGUAUUACUUUGGAACAACAAAUCUUUUUUGCCUCUUACAACAUCGCCUAGGAAGACGAAGUGUACCCUCAAGACGGACUUUUAUACCCACCCACCGAUUCAUCGAAUACAGGGGAUACUAUUAUGAUUUCCAAAUGAAUUCGAAAGUAUCGAUCGCUAAGAGUCGGUUAAGUGGAGAUGAAUGCUCUGGGGCAAAGGAGGAAUCCCCGGCGGGGCACAGUGAACUAAGCACCGACUGUAUCGAGGGUUGUGCCAAAAAUUACAGAUGUCAUUUCGGUAACUACAGUCUACUGCUAAACAACUGUCACCAUUUUGCUAACCGCUUGUCAAAGGUUCUGUGUAGAAGAGGUACCACGUGUCCUGAGUGGUGCACAGGAAGCUGUGACGAUGUGGAAUACUAUUAA
This is a messenger RNA of Saccostrea cuccullata (small rock oyster), 525 nucleotides long. RefSeq lists its product as uncharacterized. The record is from RefSeq and is a predicted model, not a curated record. Bases 1 to 525 code for a protein of 174 amino acids. NCBI's taxonomy places the organism in Eukaryota, Metazoa, Mollusca, Bivalvia, Ostreida, Ostreidae. The transcript is spliced from 4 exons.